Messenger RNA from Vanessa atalanta (red admiral), 2753 nucleotides. It is a transcript of the gene Mtp, whose product is annotated as microsomal triacylglycerol transfer protein. The transcript is spliced from 11 exons. The record is from RefSeq and is a predicted model, not a curated record. Bases 120 to 2753 code for a protein of 877 amino acids. Lineage: Eukaryota; Metazoa; Arthropoda; Insecta; Lepidoptera; Nymphalidae. Gene Ontology annotation, biological process: lipoprotein metabolic process; lipid transport. Gene Ontology annotation, molecular function: lipid binding. Gene Ontology annotation, cellular component: Golgi apparatus; basolateral plasma membrane; endoplasmic reticulum.
GGGAGAGUGUGUGGGUGUUGAAGUUGACAGAAAUUAACUUUAUCAACUUUUGUUAAACUUUUAUAAAAUUAAUGGCGCCAGUAUUUAUUUUAAAAAAUUAGAAGUUUUUAUACACCAAAAUGAAAUGGCAUAUAAUACGUUUAGUUUGUAUCUAUUUAGUGAAUUUUGGAGUUUCUUCGUCAGUGAACCGGGCAGACUAUGGCGAAAUAAGGUUGUUCCAGACGCCGGUAUCCUAUAACGUCGAUAUGACGGUGCUCCUGAACGAUGUUUCCCGAAGGGACAAAGAGAUCAGCUACAAAGUGAAGACCGAUCUUAACGUGUACCCUGUAUGGAACGAUUCUGAAUUCGAAUUCUUACUAAAGUUUGAGCUAGUGUCGCCUCAGUUGCUGUCAAGAGGUAAACAUAUCAGCGCUGAGUACAUGGCCAUGAAGUCAGUCUGGGAUACAUACUCCCAUUCCUCUUUUUACGCUCACUGGAAGGACGGACUCAUCCAAACCGCCUAUUUGGAUCCAAAUGAAUUAAUAGAUAUUCAGAAUUUCAAAAGAUCGCUACUGAGUUUAUUCCAGAUACAAGCUUUCGAUGGAGAGCGGCAGGAGACAGAUAUAUCAGGAACUUGCGACAUACUAUACGAGACCCUCUCCAUGAAUGUCAUCAGAAAGAUUAAGCGGCGAUGCGGCGCGCCCGAGUGGUCGCCCGACGGCCUCGACUCGGUGCAGUCGCGGCGCCUCACGCGCUUCACGCUGAGCGACGCGCUGGAUGCGCUGGACGAGCUGCACGCCGAGGAGCUGCACGAGAUGGACGCGCUCAAAGCGCGCGUGUGGCUGCGCGCGCGCCGAGCGCUGCCCGCGCCCGCCGCCGCCGCGCGCGCCGCCUCGCUCGCCGCCGCGCUGGGCGCGCUGCCCGCCGCGCUGGCGCCCGCCGCGCUCGCCGCGCCGCCGCCGGCCGCCUCGGGGGGCGCGGACGACGACGUGGCGCAGGCGCUGCAGGCGGCGCGGGAGGCGCGGGGCGCGGGCGCGGGCGCGAGCGGGGACGCGCGCGGCGCGCGGGCGGCGCUGCGGCUGCUGCGGGCGCUGCGCCGCGCGCCCCCCGCGCCCCUCGCGGCGCUGCUGCACGACCACGCCGAGCCCGACCUGCUGGAGACGCUCUGCGAGGCGCUCGGGCUCGUGGGCUCGGCGGCCACGCACUCGGCCGUCGCGCCCUUCCUGCGGCUGCGCUCGCCCGACGUGACGCCCCACCUCGCGCGCCGCUACCUCGCCGCGCUCGCACUCGCGCCGCACCCGCAGGAGUCCGUGAUAGAGGACGUCCUCCGGGCGGCCGAGGAGGUGAACGAGGCGAGCAUAGUCGAGAGCGCGCUGCUGGCGGCCGCCGCCGCCGCCUCGCGCCUGCCGUCCGAGCCCAUCGCCAGCGUCGUGCGCGACUCGCUCGCCAGGAGCCUCGCCAAGUGCAAGGACGACGAGUGUCGUCGGGUGAGGAUACAUGCGCUCGGCAACCUGCGACGCGACGACACGGUGGAGUCCCUGCUGGAGCACGCGGAGCGCGGCGCCGGGCCCGCGGCGCUCGCGGCGCUGGACGCGCUGGAGGGCGUGGCCGCGGCGCUGGCGACGCCGGAGCGGGUGCUGCGCCUGGAGCGCCUGGCGCUGGACGGGCGCGCGCUGGAGGUGCGCGCGGCGGCCCUCGACCUGCUGCUGCGCUGCAGCGCCGUCGCGCCCUUCAGCUUGCCGCGCACGCUGCUGGCGCUGCACGAGCGCGGCCCCCCCGAGCUGCUGCGCCUCGCCUGGCAGCGUCUGCGCGCUCUCGCCGUCGACCACGAGCACGUUCGCAAGUUGCUCCGUAUGCUGCCGCUUCGGCUGCGAGGAUGGGACGCGCAAGCUCUGGCCGGAACGUCGUCGGUGCUCGUGCGCGAGGCCGGCGCGGGCGGCGGCUGGCGGGCGCUGCUGGAGUCGGUGCAGGUGGCGCGCGGCGGGCUGCUGCGGCGCGGGCGCGUGCGCCUGCUGGCGCUGUCGCCCGCCAACGUCACGGACGAUACCCUGAGCGUCGAGAUCUGGACCCGAGGACUGGAAGCGUUCGCCGGAGAUACGACGAAGGAAACUUCGAGUGAGGAGGAGGGCGAGUCGGAGUCGACGAGUGGCGGUCUCGCUCUGGGCGUCGGAGGCCUCCGUGCGCAUACAUUCACACUGUUCUCCGGGCAGGCGGAGCUGCUGGGGCACGUGUGGGCGGGCACCGGCAGCGAACCGACGCCCGUGCUGCGCGCCCUGCGGCCGGUGGGCGGCGCGGAGGUGGCGCUCCCGCUGCUCGGCGGGGCGCCGCUGACGUACAGACACGAGGCGCUGGUGUCGCUGGCUCUGGACGCGCAGGCGCAGGUGUCGCUGUGGUCGCGCAGUGCGCGCUCGCAGCUGGAGCUGCGCGGGGCGGUGGUGGCGGAGGGCGAGGCGCGCGUGGACACGGCGUGGGGCUCGCUGACGGCCGAGGCGGCGGACGAGGCGGAGCCGAGGCUGAGCAUCUCCGCCGAUCUCGACUUCUACGACGGCGUCGAGCUGUGCGUGCGCGUGGACGUGGCGGAAUACGAGCGCAGCGCGGCGGUGGCGCUGCGCUCGGCGCUGGGCGCGCGGGGCGCGGGCGGCGCGGGGGGCGCGAGGGGCGCGCGGAGCGUGCGGCGCGCGGCGCGGCGGCGCUGGCCGGCGGCGGGCCGCACGCUGGCGCUGGGCGCGCCCAACGACGCCAGCUGCCGCGCGCUGGGCGCCGCGCCCGAGUAG